AUGUGUAUUAUUGAAAAUGAACGAUAUUCGAAUAGCUUUGCUAAAGGUAGUAUUAAGAACAUGUAUGGCGACAACUGGCAACAAGUUGCCGAUUAUCUUAGUACAUUGGGAAAAUCAUAUGGAAACAUCAUAAAGAUUGAAUUUUCUGCAUCUACUGUCAAUAAUGGAUAUCUGGAUUUUGUCAUUAAAUUUGAUCAUGUUCAAUCUGGUAAAAAUUUUUGUAACGGUGCUUCAGAUCUCAAUGGUUUAGUGCAAUCCAUUGUUUUUUGCGAUAUAACAUAUGCUGAAAUACCAAGACCAAAACAUUAG
This is a messenger RNA of Rotaria sordida, 309 nucleotides long. The record is from the annotation of a GenBank genome assembly. Lineage: Eukaryota; Metazoa; Rotifera; Eurotatoria; Philodinida; Philodinidae.